Lolium perenne is the source of this 1750-nucleotide messenger RNA. Its product is annotated as F-box protein FBW2. Lineage: Eukaryota; Viridiplantae; Streptophyta; Magnoliopsida; Poales; Poaceae. The record is from RefSeq and is a predicted model, not a curated record.
CUUCCCUUCCUGCAGUAUCACCUCUCAGACUCUCUCUCUCUCUCUCCGCUUCACCAGUUGUUCCCUCGUGAAGAUCCAAAUUGGAACUCGGGCCAUCUUCUCCACCAUCUACCAAUUUGUUGGAGCAAUUUUUAAAAGGUGGAGGCUUUCAGUGUUCUUUCCCACAUAAUAUCCAGAUUGCGUGUGGACUGCGGAAUUGUGGUACAUAGAUAGGCGCCAAAUUGUCAUACAUACACACACACACUGUCCCUAACCUCUUAUACAGCUCUGCAAGCGACCUUCUUUUUAGAUCUGUGCCUUGCUCUUCCUGGUACUCUCUGAUUGGAGUCCCUAGCUACCAGUCAGUGCUUAAUUAAGCCCUCUCUAUCGCCAACUUUUGGGACGCAGCUUAUAUCUUACUCUCCUUGCUUGGUUCUUGGAUAGGCUUCCUCAUUUGGGUUUGCUCACAGUGUCACACUGGCCAUCUGCUCUGAAGAGGCUGCCGCUUUUAGCUGCUCCUCUCACUCUUGAGUGAUCUACAAGGUUGGGCCAUGGGAGAGUGCGGCGGCAGCGAGUACCGGUGCUGGGAGGAGCUGCUGCCCGACGCGCUGGGGCUCGUGUUCCGCAACCUGCCGCUGCAGGAGGUGCUGACGGUGGUGCCGCGAGUGUGCAAGUCGUGGGGGCGUGUGGUGGCCGGCCCGUACUGCUGGCAGCAGAUCGACAUCGAGGACUGGAGCCAGCAGCGGCAGAGCCAGCCGGAGCAGCUCGUCCGCAUGGUGGAGAUGCUCCUCCGCCGCAGCUCCGGCUCCUGCCGCCGCCUCAGCGUCUCCGGCCUCCCCUGCGAUCCCCUCUUCUCCUUCGUCGGCGACCACGCGCGGGCUCUGAGGACGCUGGAGAUCCCACGGAGCGAGAUCAGCGACGCCGUCGUGGAGACCGUGGCGCCGAGGCUGCCGAACCUGACGUUCCUGGACAUCAGUAGCUGCACCAAGAUCGGCGCGCGCGCGCUGGAGGCGUUCGGCAGCCACUGCCGGAGCCUCGUGGGGCUCCGCCGCGUGAUGCACCCGAUCGACGUGGCCGGCCGCAACGCCUGCCACCAGCACGACGAGGCCCGCGCCAUCGCGCGCACCAUGCCGCGGCUCCGCCACCUCGAGGUCGGGUACAUGCUCGUCACCACGGAGGCCAUCCUGGAGGUGCUCGCCCGGUGCCGCGACCUGGAGUUCGUCGACCUCCGCGGCUGCUGGGCCGUCGACGAGAGGUUCCUGCAGGAGCGGCGCCCCGGGCUCAGCUUCCUCGGGCCCGGGGUGGACGACUGCUUCGAGAACAGCUACUGGGAGGAGUGCUCCGACGACGAGGACGAUGAUGACGUGUACUCGUGGGAGCUCAUGGACGACGAUGAGUACUACGCCGUCGUCGGCAGCGAUGACGACGACGACGACGAGGAGGCCGUGUGGGAUGACGGGCAGGGGAUCGAGAACCUGGAGGUCAGGUUCUACGGCGGCGGGUUCAGCGAGAGCUACGCUGGGUUCGACUGGCCGGCGUCACCGUGACAGACCCGUGCGUGUUUACCUGACAAAAAAAACCCAUCUUCGUGAUGUUCCUGAUUAUGGUUGCUGAUAAUCCGUAUAUGUAAUUUUAAGUUCGCAGUUUACAUGAAGCAAAUCAAGGUGGUGAAAAAUUCACAUGUAUCCAUGAAUCAAUCGCACAUGUAUCAGUGUCAUCCUGCCCUACAUUGCAGAUUGCACUAGUACCAGGUUGUGAUCCUUUGUAUUUC